This is a messenger RNA of Priapulus caudatus, 1179 nucleotides long. Its product is annotated as zinc finger protein 316-like. The coding region runs from base 1 to 1179 and encodes 392 amino acids. The record is from RefSeq and is a predicted model, not a curated record. Gene Ontology annotation, biological process: regulation of transcription by RNA polymerase II. Gene Ontology annotation, cellular component: nucleus. The transcript has a single exon. Gene Ontology annotation, molecular function: RNA polymerase II cis-regulatory region sequence-specific DNA binding; DNA-binding transcription factor activity, RNA polymerase II-specific. NCBI's taxonomy places the organism in Eukaryota, Metazoa, Priapulida, Priapulimorpha, Priapulimorphida, Priapulidae.
AUGGAGCGAGACGCCGCCACGGAGGCGAGACAGCAGCAGCUGGCGGAGGACAUGCGACGCCACUACCUCGCCCAGCUGCAGCAGCUGAUGCGCUCCCAGAGGAAGGACGGCGACGAUGGUGGCAUCAGUGAAGACUGGUUUGACUCUCUAUUUUUCCCGGGCUCGACGCGAUCGCCGAAGAUCGAGAGUCGGCGCUCGCCUCCGGACGUGCCACCAGAUGGCGCCGGCGAGGACGGGUCGAGUUCGAGCGACGAGAGCAGCGACUCCGCGUCGGACAGCGACGGGGAGAGCGCGCACGGUAACCACGGCGACCGUGUCCCCCCAUCGUCGAGGCGCAACGACGGCGACGACGACGACCUCGCUGCGGUAGGCGCGCAUUUCUUAUGGUCGGACAACGACGACAGCGGCGUGUCCGAGUCCGAGUUGUCGCCGUUCGACCUCCCGUCUGUCGACGCCGCCGCCAGGGGGCAGCAGUCUCCUGCCGCCGCCAACGAUAUGUAUCUGGAGCCGGGUGAGAGACAGCGGGGGAGCGUGGGGCGGUCCCACGUGGGCGGCGCGCGGCGGCGGGGGAAGCCUCGCGCCGCGCCGCGCCGGAGCGGCGAGCCACCCUACACGUGCGCCCUUUAUGAGCGGCCGGGCGAGCUGCGGACGCACGAGCGCGGGCACGACGAGGAUACCGUCCCAUCGUUACGACGACCGGGCGUCUGUUUGUCGCGAGACUCCCUCGACGCCGGACGCGGCUGCAACCAGGUGGCGCUAGCGAAGCAUGCCGGCGAGCGUAGCGGCCUGGUGUUCAAUCACCAGGUGGCGCCAGCGGAGCGUGGCGACAGCGAGUUAGUGGACCAGGUGGUGCCGGCGGAGCGCGCGGUCGGCGAUCGAGCGGGCCAGGUGGCGCCGGCGGAGCGCGCGGUCGGCGAUCGAGCGGGCCAGGUGGCGCCGGCGACGUCGCACGCCUGCCGGAAGUGCGGGGCGUGGUUCCGGCUGCGGCAGCACCUCGCGAAGCACAUGGUCGUCGUUCACGCGUGCGUGAAGCCGUUCGUGUGCGAGGUCUGUCCGAUGGCGUUCGCGCGACGCAGCGAGCUCGUCAACCAUCGCCGCAUCCACACAGGAGAGAAGCCCCACUCGUGCUGCAUGUGCUCGAUGGCAUUCGCAGGUAACCAUGACAACGGCUGUGAGUAG